Molecule: messenger RNA, 945 nt
Organism: Pichia kudriavzevii
Lineage: Eukaryota; Fungi; Ascomycota; Pichiomycetes; Pichiales; Pichiaceae
Exons: 1
Coding region: 1-945 (314 amino acids)
Biological process (GO): protein phosphorylation; regulation of glucose metabolic process
Cellular component (GO): mitochondrion
Molecular function (GO): pyruvate dehydrogenase (acetyl-transferring) kinase activity
Source: RefSeq, a predicted model, not a curated record
AUGUUGAAGGCCUUUACUUCUCUUUUCAAAAACUCAGGAGGGAAAGUGACACCUAAGAUUGUGUUGACCCCGGAGAUACUCAGUAGUAGAGAAGGUGUCACGAACAAGCUCAAAGAUCUCUAUAGUACACAGAUCAAGCUGUUAAGUUCUAAAAGAGAUGCUAAGAUACCUGUUGUGAAUCACUAUGUUGAACUGCUGGAACAGUAUGAGAAACAGAAUGAAGAAUUGCACAAGCUAAACCCCUUAGAUGAGGGAUUAUCCCAGGAAUCAUUCAUUGAACUACUUGAUAAUCAACUGUCGGUUAAAGUGGAAGAAUUGGCAAAAAUUAACUCAAAACUCUCCUUUGAAGAUCUAAGCAAUUUAAAUGCAGUAUAUAGUGACUCAAUAGAUAGGUUUUUUUGGGAUUUCCACACAAACCGUAUAACAUCAACCUACACAUUAAAGGAAUACAUUGACCCAGAGCCACUAAUGAAAGUGCACGAUGCACGAAGUAUCGUUGAACAAUCGAUUCAAACAACAUCACAGAUAUUAUCUUUGAACGACUAUCCCGUGCCUACGUUUGAGAUAGAUUCCAUACCUUUGAAAGUCAAAUGUGUUGCUCCCCAUCUUAUACAUAUUAUGUUUGAAUUGUUUAAGAAUUCAACACUACCAUCCAUUUCGAGGAAAAAGCCAAUUAUUGUUCGUGUUACUGAUGAAGACGGAUUUGUGAUGUUUGAAAUAGCUGAUCGUGGAGGCGGUAUGCCGGACUCUUCAUUGGAUAAAAUUUGGCAAUUCCAUUAUACCACUUCAAAGAUCAGUGAGCGUGAUCCGAUUCACGGAUUUGGCAUGGGAUUGCCAUUAUGUAAAGUGUUUGCGGAUUUUAAUAGUGGAAAACUAUCAAUGGUCAACCAUGAACACUUUGGCGUCUCUGUAUUUUUGAAAAUUCCAAGAGCGUUUAAAGACUAA